Messenger RNA from Aspergillus uvarum CBS 121591, 2291 nucleotides. Its product is annotated as GATA transcription factor LreB. Gene Ontology annotation, biological process: regulation of DNA-templated transcription. Lineage: Eukaryota; Fungi; Ascomycota; Eurotiomycetes; Eurotiales; Aspergillaceae. The record is from RefSeq and is a predicted model, not a curated record. The coding region runs from base 116 to 1957 and encodes 613 amino acids. The transcript has 3 exons. Gene Ontology annotation, molecular function: sequence-specific DNA binding; protein binding; zinc ion binding.
AUUGCCAUUCUCACUGAUCAGAUUGGAGGCCAAUCUUCUAUUGGUCACCUCCGAUCGCUCCAUAUCUCCGCCUUUUCCCCAUCCCUUCUCCCCUGUCCUCCGAAACUCGUUGAACAUGGAACUUGGUUUUCCACGAGGGCUCGGGCAGAACCAAAAUCAGGCGUACGGACACCGUCAGCCGCCAGUCCAGCAAAACUCAAAAUCAUCCGAAGGUCAGCUGGCAAACUUCCCGUAUAGCGUCAUGGAUGCGCGGAGCAUCCCACGCACCCUCGGCCCAGCCGCCUCCCACCCCGGCCCCGGUAUACUCGAACAACAGCAUCGGCAGCAUUCAUCUUCAACCUCAUCAUCAACCACACCACCAUCUAUACCUCCCACCGGUCGUCCCACUUCGCCUCCCGUGGCUGCCACCGGCAGCGCCGCAAUCCACUCUGCGGCCGCGGCUGCGGCCGCGGCCGGCAGCGCCGAAGUUGGCCAGCAGUCGGCUGACUCCCUUGCGCACGGCAACGGCAACGGCAACGGUAACGGUGAGAAUUGGGCCUCGCGGGUCCUGCAGGAGAUGAAGGACUUGAUGCUUCUGCUGAACCGCGAAGGUCGAGUUCUGUAUGCGUCACCCUCGUGCGUGGAGAUCACGGGCUUCGAAGCUCAGUCGCUCGAGAAAAGCGAUCUGUUCCGCUAUAUUCACGAGGACGACAAGUCCGUUCUCACUCAGGAAUUGAAAGAAUGUAUUCAGACCGGCCGGCUGCUGCGCUGCCAUUUCCGCUUCUGUAAACCAGACAGCAGCUUCUGUCUGCUCGAGGCGCACGGACAUCCACAUAUCGCUCCCUCGGAUCCCUCGUCGAUGCCCAGUGGUCCGGGUGGUGGCAAUGGUGGUCGGAGCGCCAGCAGCGGCAGCCCCAGUGCGAGCAGCAACGGCAACAACAGCAGUAGUGAUAGUAGCAGUAAUGGUAUCAACAGUGGAUCGGGCUCAAAUGGUCACAGAAGACUUCCACGGCCGCUAUCCCCGUCGCCACCGCAGCAGUUGCAGCAGCAGAAACAAACUGAAUGCCGAGGGAUUUUCCUCGUCUGUCGCCCUUACCCGACGCGGGGAGCCCAACUCCUGAACUCCUUCCUCGAGCACAAGAUCGAGAACAUCCGCCUCAACCAGCGCAUCGCGCAACUCAAGGAAGAGGAAGAAGAAGAGCUCAACGCGACACAGCAAUCUUUUAACAGCAGUAAUAGCGGCGCCAGCAACAACAACAACAACAACAACAACAACAACAGAGAUGCCCAUAUUGUUCACACCUCGACCACCACCACCCGCCAAACAUACAUCACGACCACGCAGACCGUCACCCAAUCCACCACCAACCGGGCACCUACCCGCGACACUCCCUCCACUUCCGGCGAGGACAACGAAUCCUCCGAUACGGUCACGAGCAACGCCGACGAUGCGGAUUCGCGCUCGUUCCCCGGCAUGGAGGGCGUCAUGGACCGCCUACCUGCGGUCGACGACAUGUCGCAUAUCGAGGGCAUUGAGGUCAUGACAGGUCUGUACUAUGGAGAGGGCGAGCGGUCCCAGGGCCUGAGUACCGGCCAAAAACACGGUCGGUUGGUCCACUACUCGGACAUCGGUGGCGAGUCGUCUGGCAACGAUCCCCAGGCACAUCGAGGAGUCGGGGAUGGGGACCGGAGGAAGCGACUCAAGGGCGAGUAUAUGUGUACGGACUGCGGGACGAGUGAUUCACCCGAGUGGCGGAAGGGGCCCGAGGGUCCGAAGACGUUGUGUAAUGCUUGUGGAUUACGCUGGGCUAAAAAAGAGAAGAAACGCCAAGCCCCCCUUGCGAGGAUACCCCCUGCUUCUUUCUCUUUUCGUUUCUUGGGAUGUUUCGUUCUUUCUGCCCCCUCUUGGCUUUUGGGCUGCUUUUUCUGUGCGUGCUGUUGCAGCAGAGCAUGUGAAUCUUACUGCCAAUGCUUUUGAUUAUGACUUUGUGUCUAUGAUGGCAUGACACUAUACGGGAUAUGUAUAUUCAGACUAAAAUCGAAUGGACUCGAUGUCUCCUCCGGUUCGAAUUCAUGAUCCACGCAUGAUCUUCAUUUGGGGCUGUGGGAAACGAGCUGAGUUCAGGUUGUGCAUGGGAUGACAAGAUUAGACUAUUGGCUCUUAACCGGUAAACUUCCGGAAGGGGAAAUGGGGUAUGAACAAUGCAUUAGACAUGACAAUCGAUAAUCGUGGCAACAAGGGAAAAGGAGAGAUAUGCUUGAACCGUGCCGAGGAAUUAUGCGCACGGCCAGACAGAUUCAACGCUUCAUGA